GGCCGCUUCCGCCCGUAAGCAAGAUGGCGGCGCUGGCGUCAGCGCGCGAGGUCGCACCGCCCCCAGCCCGGAGCCACGCCUCUUCCCGGAAGAAAGAUGGCCGCGGCCUAGCGGAGUCCGGCUGGAGGCGUCACAGCUUCGGCGGCUCCCGGGCGCUCCUGGCCACCCUCACAGGCGCCCCUCGGCCCGGACCCGGGGCCAUGGCGUCCAGGCCAGCUCCCUGCUGUGGUCUGGCUCCUCGCUGCCUCUGGCUCCUGGGCCUUGUCCUGCUGAUGGACACGUCCGCCCGGCCCGCCAACCACUCGUCUGCCCGGGACAGGGGCGGCCGCAGGGAGGACAGUGAGAUCCUGCCCCCUGACCACCUGAACGGGGUGAAGCUGGAGAUGGACGGGCACCUCAACAAGGACUUCCACCAAGAGGUCUUCCUGGGGAAGGACACGGACGGGUUCGAGGAGGACGCGGAGCCUCGGAAGAGCAGGAAGAAGCUGAUGGUCAUCUUCUCCAAGGUGGACGUGAACGGCGACAGGAGGAUCAGCGCCAAGGAGAUGCAGCGUUGGAUCGUGGAGAAGACGGCCGAGCACUUCCAGGAGGCCGUGCAGGAGAGCAAGGCGCACUUCCGCGCGGUGGACCCGGACGGCGACGGCCGCGUGUCCUGGGAGGAGUACAAGGUGAAGUUCUUGGUGAGCAAAGGCCACAGCGAGCGGGAAGUCACUGAGAAGAUAAAGAACAACCAGGAGCUGAAGGUUGACGAGGAGAGUGAGUGCCGGGCGGGGGCGGGGGAGGCGGGGGGGGGGCAUGCUGUGCAGGGGCUGGGCUGUGGGGUCAGACCCAGGGACCAGGUGGGGCGCUGCCUGGCAGUGGGUGCUGGGGAAGCUGGGAGAACAGGGCCAGCCCUCUGAGAGCGCUUCUCACUG
Molecule: messenger RNA, 914 nt
Organism: Pipistrellus kuhlii (Kuhl's pipistrelle)
Lineage: Eukaryota; Metazoa; Chordata; Mammalia; Chiroptera; Vespertilionidae
Product: 45 kDa calcium-binding protein-like
Exons: 4
Coding region: 24-899 (291 amino acids)
Biological process (GO): calcium-ion regulated exocytosis
Cellular component (GO): endoplasmic reticulum
Molecular function (GO): calcium ion binding
Source: RefSeq, a predicted model, not a curated record